CGCCGGAUUUACAAACCCCAUAAUCCAUUAACGUCAUUCUUUGUCGAUUAAGAAGAGGGAUAAUCCGUCCGAUUUACCGUGCGCUCUUCCCUAAUUGGUGAUUAGAUUAAUAAUUUAAGAGAUAAAGGGUAGGUUGCAUCUUUACCUACCUUGGACGUUCCCUCGUCACUCGAAGCCGCCGAUGUCGGCCGAACUAUCUGACGCUCCAAUCGAAGCGCAUCUCCGUCGAUUUUGAAAUUCUAUGCGGGUAAAAACUAUUGUUUCAGUCGUUCUGAUUUUUAUCUCUGAAAUUUUUCGUUUAUAUUCAGUUGAAAUGAGCACUUAUUUAGGAUGCUGAUUUUGUAGCUGAUAAUUUAUCGUGUAUUCGCUACGUUUCCUUCAAAUUGGAACAUUCGACAUGUAUUUGUCCUAGACUUUGCUAUUCAUUGAUUAUGAUAGUAAUAAUCUCAUUCACAACAGAGGCUUUUCAAUCAAAUGCAAGCCCUUAAUUGAUUAUGCGGGAAUGAUGGUACAAAUCUCAGUCCUUAAAAUGAAUUGAAAAUUUUAUGUCUGCAGCAUUGCUUGUUACUGACUUUUGCUUCCAGGGCUUUGGUUUUAUGAUUAGAAUGUUGGUUCAUACUCCGUCUUCAAAUGAAAAACAGAAAUGUUGCCUACUGUUUUAUAUUGGCACCAGCUUUUUAGAGGCAUAAUGGCUACUGUAAUAUGCUGACGGGAAAUUAGAGCGUUCUUCUACUUCAACCGUUUAGAUUAACUGUCUUGUAUGCAGUUCUUGGAAACAGAUUCUGUUGCUCGAUUGUUUAUGAAGAUGGUGUGACAGCAGAUAAAUACUAAUACUUUGAGGAAAUCAUCAAUAUCUUCUUACUGUGCGGUGAUGAGAGUAGCUCUGGAUUUUGGUGAAUUGACUUUAUUUGCGCUGCCAAUGUUUCUUAACAGAUAUUCUUAAAAUUUUGGCCAUGCAAAGGGUUUGACUGUUAUUUCCUCUUCUUUAGGUUUGAAAUGCUUCUUAGGAAAUGAAAAAGCUGAUUGGAUAUUCCACACAAAAGAAGAAAUAAGUUGGCCAAGGAAAUGGAAGACCCUCGCGCCAAUGGCGAACGCAGUCACGAUAACAACAAUAACCACCUCUCAAAGAAGCAGAAGCUUUCAUCCAAGUUCAUUUCCGACUCUGAAAUUCAUCAGGAGUUCGCCCACCACCAGCUGGGCAUUUCUCGGAUUAACAAUGGCAGCUUCGGUAGCUGCCCAGCUUCAAUUAUUGCUGCUCAAAAGCGGUGGCAGCUUCGGUUCCUCCAGCAACCUGAUGAUUUCUUCUUCAAUCACCUCCAGAAAGGAAUCCUCCGUUCCCGGACUCUCAUUAAGUCCCUGAUUAAUGCUGACCACGUUGAUGAGGUCUCCAUCGUAGACAACGCAACCACUGCAGCCGCCAUCGUCCUCCAACAUGUUGGGUGGGCCUUUGCCGAGGGCCGUUUUGAGAAAGGUGAUGCAGUCGUCAUGCUCCAUUGCGCCUUUCAGGCUGUCAAGAAGUCCAUUGAGGCUUACGUCACUCGAGCAGGUGGGUCUGUCAUUGUGGUCCAGCUGCCUUUUCCUGUCCACUCUGAACAGGAAAUUAUUGCAGAGUUUCGGAAAGGAUUGGCCAAGGGUAAAGCCCACGGCAGGAAAGUGAGGCUCGCAAUCAUAGAUCACAUAACGUCCAUGCCCUGUGUUGUGAUUCCAGUGAGGGAAUUGGUUCAGAUAUGCAGAGAGGAAGGUGUCGAGAAGGUCUUUGUUGACGCUGCUCAUGCAAUUGGAAGUGUCCAUGUGGAUGUUAAGCAAAUUGGGGCUGACUUUUACGUCAGUAAUUUGCACAAAUGGUUCUUCUGUCCACCUUCUGUUGCUUUCUUAUACUGUCGAAAGUCAUCUCCUGAUCCUGAUUUGCAUCAUCCGGUGGUGUCCCACGAGUAUGGCAAUGGCCUCGCCAUCGAGAGCGCCUGGAUUGGUACCAGGGAUUACAGUUCCCAGUUGGUUGUACCUGAGGUCUUAGAUUUUAUCAGUAGAUUUGAAGGUGGUAUUGUUGGCAUCCGGGAUAGGAACCAUGAAGCUGUUGUGAAAAUGGGGGAAAUGUUGGCCAAUGCUUGGGAAACACAUCUUGGUUCACCUCCUCACAUGUGCCCUAGCAUGGCUAUGGUUGGUUUGCCUUCAAGUCUGAGGGUUUUGAGCGAUGAGGAUGCAUCAAGAUUGAGAACUCAUCUGCGCAACCGUUUUGGAGUGGAGGUCCCAAUACAUUACCAGGCCCCCAAAGAUGGGAAUGACAGUGAUCGUGUGACUGGAUAUGUGCGUAUUUCUCACCAAGUUUACAAUACCGUUGAUGAUUAUCUCAGGUUAAGGGAUGCUAUUAACUUGCUUUUGGAGGAGGGCGUGACUUGCCAAUCAUUGCACAAGGAUAAAUAGGUGUGGACUGCAUCUGUUGAUUUUUGUCCUUUUACGUGGUUUUUAUAACAUAUGCUUUUGUGUUAAGAAUGCUCAUGUUGAGACUUCCUUAGGAAUUAAUAUGCAAAAUUACAUGUCACCUAGACUAGACUUUUGAGUGUCGCUUGAAUUGAACUGUAUAUGCUCUUUUACGUUGACAACAUAAUUCCGUGAUGUAUGUCAUGCUGGACUCAUUGUACCUCUCUGGAUUCCUCUAUAUCUGCUUAUGCUUUGUUGCUUCCACUGCUAGGCUAAUCCUGCUGCACAUUGGGUGGGAGGUUUCCUUUUUUUCCUUUUUCUCCUAGAAUAGAUUGCUUUGUUCGAGAAAAAUUGCUAGUCUGUGACUGGAUAAAUAUUUUCUGCUUUUUGCAUAAUUAGGCUCCCUGGCUGUGAUAGCAGCAUAAAUUUGACUUUCAUGUACAUUUUGUUCUGGAAUAUAGGUGUCUUUCUGGUCAGGUGAUUUUUCUCCUGUGACUGGAUAUCUGUUAGGUUGCAUGUGGUGACAGCAGCAAAAAUUUGAUUUUCAUGUAUAUUCAGGACCAGUAGGUGUAUUUCUGGACAGGUGAUUUUCAUUCUUACACCCACAAUAAAAGAAACCAGGGAAAGGACUAUUGGAAAGGAGAUGCAUUGGUAGUAUGUUGCUAACCAUACUUUUUAGUUAACAUAAAGUAUGGUCAGAUACAAUCCAUCUUCUGUGUUUUGCAUAAUUAGGCUCCCUGGAGGUGUUGCUUUACUAUUCAGUGGGAAACAGAUUGUCCAUCUACUGCAAGAUCAGUUUUUGAUUGAAGAUCUAUUAGGUUGUUACUUGUUACUUCAGCAGGAUCUUAUGCAUUACAAUUUGGCAUGUUUAAUUGAUAGUUUUUCUUCUGUCUGUGUGCAUGUUACAAAAUUGGCUUACUAUUGUUUAGUUUGUUUUUCUGACUGGAGCAAUGGUACAACGUAGAACUUCCAAUUGAUACUGAAGUUGGGAAAAGUUGAUCCAAUAAAGAAAGAAUAACUAUUGCAUCUGAUUGCCAGCUUUCUCAACUUAGCUAUUACCACUGGCAGAACUCCUUUGUCCUUAGAUUCUUGUCAUGCAUGGAUAUGAAAUGUAGAAAGCCAUAAAAUACCCCACUAAUUGAGUUUUCAGGAGAGCUAUGACGUGGGAGCUUUUUUUUCCCUUUUGCAGGUGUUGAUUAUCCUCAUUUAUGCAUUACAGUUGAAGUUACCUCUGCAGUGGCUAAGCAUUGAAGAACUCCCUCGGCCAUCAAAUUAGAUGCAUGUAGCCCAACUGUAUGAUGCUGAGGAUGGGGACGACAGGGAAUGAAAUGAAUGGCAGUUGGUAAGUGUGUGUGUAUGCUUCAUCGAAGCCAUUGAGGAAAUACAGCUUGAUGCUUUCACCACCAUAUAACUGAGCCUCUUUUGUCAUAGGGAAUGUCCAUCAGUUUUGGGAAUAAACUUAAAAACUGCAGUUUUUUUUUUUUUUCUUUUUCUUUUUUU
This is a messenger RNA of Oldenlandia corymbosa var. corymbosa, 3918 nucleotides long. The record is from the annotation of a GenBank genome assembly. Lineage: Eukaryota; Viridiplantae; Streptophyta; Magnoliopsida; Gentianales; Rubiaceae.